This is a messenger RNA of Iphiclides podalirius (scarce swallowtail), 321 nucleotides long. The record is from the annotation of a GenBank genome assembly. Lineage: Eukaryota; Metazoa; Arthropoda; Insecta; Lepidoptera; Papilionidae.
AUGACCGGCUCAUCCGGGGAAAAGGUACAGUCACAGAAGAUCAGAGAAGGUUUCCGAUGGCGACACGUGGUAGGAUUCGAGAGGACGUGGUUCCGCAACGCGCGGACAUCGACAGAGCGGCACGGAGGCGGGGCCGCGUGCGGGCAGUGCGUACGCAUUCAAUAUUAUAUGCGCACCCCGCCCAACACCCCGCCUACAAAUCAAAGCCAGCGCGUGCCGGUGCAUCCUUUUUUCCGUUGCGCCUCCGUCGAAUGGUGGCCAGUUAGCAUUCUCACCAAGGAGGUCGCGUAUCCAACUCAGGCGAAGAACUAUGGCAGAGGA